AGAAAACCCGGGAAACCUACCGCGAACUCGUCUGUCACCGUUAGGUAGUUUUCGCUAGAUUUGAUGUAUGAUAUUUGUUCAACUUUCCUUCUGAACUCCCUCAAAGCACUCCUGCUCAGCUGAUAUGGGUGAAGACGGCCCUUCGGAUGACUACGAUCCACAUGGAGAUCGUAAGGACGAUCCCCGCGAGAGACGGCGAAUUCGACAUGAAUAUCGCGAACUGAUCGCUGAAACUCAAAGAAACAGACAUGAUUUUAUCAAGCCUGAAUCAACAGGCUUAAAUCAAGCACUUGAGAAAGCUGAAGGGUUAUUUAAGAAAGCAACCCAUACCAGAGAGGCUGUUCUGGACUCACAUUUUCUAGUGUUGGCAUCAAACCUUGGAAGUCAACAGGCUCAGCAGCUGCAAACACACUUAGUAACAUUUGAUCCUGAUGUUUUUGUUGAGAAAUUGAUAACUUUUAUGGGAGGCAGAAAUGUUUCAGAUAUGACUGGAGGAGAUGAUGAGGAUGAAGAGAUGCCUGCUCAAAGGCGGCAACCCCCACGGCACCUUGACUGGAAGAAGCUUGGUAGAAAAGCCUGUGUAGCCUUUCGGAGAACUCCAAAUGUUGACUUUAUGUUUGGUCCAUUAUCCAUGGAACCUCCAGUUAAAGUACGGAGAGAUAGAAACACUAUGAAAAAAAAUGAAAAACCUGAUGCUAAUCAGUUAGUGAAACCAAGACAGUUGGAGAAGGUAGAAACUAAAGAAGAAGCUACUACUAAAGAAGUAGACAGACUACAUCAAAUCCUCUAUGACAACACAGUUUCUGAGGAGGGUGAUGAGUAUGAGAUAACUCCAGUGUCUCUGUUUGACUUUAUCAUCAAUCCUAAUUCAUUUGGGCAAACAAUUGAGAAUCUUUUCCACUUGUCCUUUCUCGUUAGGGAUGGUAGAGCAGAAAUAAGUCUUGAUAAUCAGGGACUACCAGUUGUAUCAUACCAAGAAAUGCCUGGUGAGGAUGAGCAGACAGGAAAGCAGCAAGUUGUUGUUCAUCUCACUUUGAAAGAGUAUGAGGAAAUUAUCAAAACAUUUAACAUCACACAGCCAAUGAUUCCACCUCGCCCAAGGAUGGGCCUGGCCAAUGGUGCUGGUCCCAGUAAUGAUGGAAAUGAGAGUGAUAAUGAAGGAGAAGGGGAUGACAAUUAACUCUUUUAAUGAAUAUUGAAUGACUACAUGUACCAAGAGUUCACCUCGAAAUGAGGUGCAAUUUUUCCACCGGUAGAGUGUACUGAACUUGGAGUAAACAUUGUCUGUUUUUACCACCUUUUUUUACAUUGAAGGCUGCAAAACCUAUCAUUUUGUCGUUGAAGAGGAUUCAGUCAGUAUCCUUCUUUACAGAACUUAUUUGGGCAUAGUAGUCGCCCUGUUUAUUCAAUAGUUGGUAGGGUUGAUUUGUUGUUUUAUGAGGCAAUCUACAGUUACAUUGUACAUACAUAGGAGUGUUGUUUUAGACCAAAGCAUAUAAAUUCCUCCUUUUAUUGAAUUAGUGAAUAAACAUGAAUGUAACAUAAUAGUUUUCUUGGAUUAAUACUCUUUCAUUAAAAAAAAGUAGCUGCUUAAAUUUUUUGGAAAUAAGUCAUAAUUGCCAAGCUCAUUGUUUUUUUUGUAAUAGUGUAGUCUGAUCAUCUGGGUGAGUACAGUCUUGACAAGGACUGACUAUCAAUAAGGAGAUUAUUAGUUGAUCCAAUAUUCUCCAAAGUGACAUAAGAAUUGUAGGGCAGACAGAAAGCAAAUUUGUUGUAAUGAGAUCUUGGGUGUGAAAGGGCUUAACUUAUCACUCCCAGGAUCAAAGUUUAGACUCUCCACACUGUUUGUCAUACAUUUCUUUUAAUUUAAGCUGUAAAAUUGUUUCAGAUCAAAUUAUAUCCCCUAUAUGAAUGUUUCUCUCCCCUAUUACUAACUUUUCAACCAAAGUUGUACUGAUAUUUUAAGGAAAACCACCUUGUUACUUCUGAAAGUGAAAGGGUAAUAAAGUGCCACAAAAGAGACUAGGGCUGCUGAGUAACCAGAAAUAUGUUUCUUCAGUAUCACAAAAAUAACAUUCUAAGAGAAAUUAUGAACUAACAGAAACAAAUCAGUCUUUAGACUGAAUCUCCAAGUUACUCUGUUCAAACAUGAAUAGAUAAAAAAAAAGAAGACAUUAAAAAGUACACUUGUCAUAAUUGAAUUCUAUUGUGGUUAAAGCACUUAAUUGAAGCAUACAAUUUGAGAUUGCUGGCAAUCUUUUUUAUUCAGAUUUAGCCAUGAGUUUGGAUGUAAUAAUUUAUAGUGUAAUGUUAGGUUUACAUGCAAAGUAUUGUUUAUUUAAGAGCUACAGUUUAAGUUUAAUCAAAAUAAAACUUAGUUAUUGAA
Molecule: messenger RNA, 2386 nt
Organism: Stylophora pistillata
Lineage: Eukaryota; Metazoa; Cnidaria; Anthozoa; Scleractinia; Pocilloporidae
Product: non-structural maintenance of chromosomes element 4 homolog A
Biological process (GO): DNA repair
Cellular component (GO): nucleus; Smc5-Smc6 complex
Source: RefSeq, a predicted model, not a curated record